Molecule: messenger RNA, 723 nt
Organism: Anopheles coustani
Lineage: Eukaryota; Metazoa; Arthropoda; Insecta; Diptera; Culicidae
Product: thioredoxin domain-containing protein 17-like
Exons: 3
Coding region: 230-613 (127 amino acids)
Cellular component (GO): cytosol
Molecular function (GO): protein-disulfide reductase [NAD(P)H] activity
Source: RefSeq, a predicted model, not a curated record
AAAUAAAACGGAAAUCCUUUGCAAGCAAGCGUCACCGCGAAUUCGUUUGACGAGUCCCCAUUGUGCGUUGAUAGCGGUUAUCAUACGGCUGGCAACUAGGUUUCAAUAGCCAGAAUAGAUAAUAUAUUAAGCCCUUCAAACGGACACCUAACAGUGCAGUGCAUUCCACGGGCGAGCGAUCUGUUUUAUAACGAAUCUGCAUAUCACGUGAAAAUAUUGCUUUUCAAUCAUGGUGAACAAACACUACGUUGCUGGAUACGAUGCGUUCGUUGCAUUCAUGAAGGAUUUUAACGGCAAUGGUUCACCGAUCAAUGUUCUGUUUACGGGCGCCAAAAUGGAUAAUGGGGAAAGCUGGUGUAGCGAUUGCGUGGAAGCGGCUCCUUUUAUCGAAAACGCCGUCGCAUCUUCGGCCCCCAAAGAAUCGCACUUCAUUUACGUAGAUGUCGGCGAUAGGCCCACAUGGAAAGACAUGAACAAUCCCUUCCGCAAGGAUAAAAACACGCAUCUUUCCGUCAUUCCGACGCUGAUCCGGUGGAAAAAUCCUCAACGACUGGAGGGUGAACAGUUGACCAAGACUGAUCUGUUGGAGCUUUUCUUUUCGGAGGAAGAUUAACUGAAAAACUCUAUUUUUUUACGUAAAACGGAACUACUGAUCAAAUGCUAUUGUGCCUACGCCCGGUGAGCAUAUUCCAGGAAUAAAUCAAAACUAAAUUUUUUGUUCAA